Molecule: messenger RNA, 506 nt
Organism: Zymoseptoria tritici IPO323
Lineage: Eukaryota; Fungi; Ascomycota; Dothideomycetes; Mycosphaerellales; Mycosphaerellaceae
Exons: 1
Coding region: 83-292 (69 amino acids)
Source: RefSeq, a predicted model, not a curated record
CACGCCCGACCGCGGAUUGUUCCAUUGACCAACUUGCGGUUUUUGUGCGGACUUGCUCGGAGCUGGAAUCGCGAUCGAGAGCAUGCCUGCUGGAGAAGACUCGGACAGUGGACUCCUCCGCCUGACAUUGCAGGGCUUCAACGCAUGGAGUCGGAGAGCGCGCAGCCAGCGUGCUCGAGCCAGACACGGCAUCCCAGACGACAAGCGGUCCAGUCUCCGCUUCCAGCCGGCCGUUGUCUUUGCCAGCUCACCCCGAUCGGCCUUUGACGCAUCAGGCGCUUCUCCCGCGUAAAAUCGACAAGGAAAAAGAAACAUAGCUUCGUGACUUCGUCCGAUCUUCUCCGAUCUUCCAUCCAACAGGCAGGACCUUGCAAAUCGGCAGAAACCACUCACCCGCCACUCAUCUCAACGACAGGCCUCCGUCCGCCCAGCACAACAGCGCGAGUCAGUUUUGCGGCGGCAACAAUAAUAAGCCCGUCCGUGGUCAUUGUCACUGUCACAUGAAA